AUGGCUGUUAAUCCAGUUACUUGGCACACAUCUCGUGUGGUCAAGAUCGACCAAGAGACUGACAGCAAGAGCAAUGGUACCCAUGAUCUUACCGAGACUGCCGUGGACGUUCAUUGCUCUGGCUCUCUAGUCGAUUCAAGUGACAAGAAGCGACAGGGCUAUGAUCUCUGGUUCGUGGAUGUGGACGUCACUCCACGACAGGGCAUAGAGAAUGGCAGUCAGGAACCUAACAAGAGCGAUGGUCUGAGUGACCUUUUGCGGGCUGCGCAGACGCUGGACUCUUCUAGUCCCGGUACCUCGCGGUCCUAUCGAGUCCUUCUAGCCGUGCCUACAGCCACUGGCUUCUUCGCUAGGACCAACUGCUUCCAAGAGCGCUUUGUGGGCUGCAAAGACUUUGGCGUCUUGAUUGACCGCUCGGUCUUCGGAAAGCCCGCAAGACUUCUCGCUGAGCCAAGUCUUGAACAGCUUCUUGAUGGAAGCGCCCUCAUGGUCCUUCGCCCUAAAGAGCAAGCCAGUUUCUGUGAUGAAGUUGCUCUCGUCGAAGAAGUGGAUGCCAGGAUAAACUUCCAAUGGCUACUCAAAGAUCAACCCCAGCAAAAGACGCUGGCUUUGGUUGAUGGCCAUCUCAACUUGGAGUCUUAUCUUGGCCUCUACAACUCGGCAAAGGCACUUGGAGCCAAGGUGGUGCUUCUGGAUCGAAAAGAUCAUUGGAUUACCGACCCUUCUUUCCAGCACUUGUACGAUGAUUACAUCGCCAUCGACAUGACGCCAGACGAAGAGUUCCAUGUGCGCAUUGCCGAGGCUGUCAAGGCAUAUGGACACGUGGACGGCAUCUGCGGCAUCGCCACAUACUCUCUCCCUCCUGUGGCUAAGGCAGCAACUCUUCUAGGCUUGCCUACUGAGCCACCAGAGGCUAUAACAAUGGCAAACGACAAACACCAGACGAGGCUCCUUGACCAGGACCCAGUCCUUUCGGCCAUGGUUGGCAGUGUAGUGGAUCUUAAGGAGCGCAUCAAGAACAAGUCCUUUGUGCCCGAAUAUCCCCUCAUCGUCAAGCCAACCUUUGGAACAGGGUCUGCUCACGUUCAUAAAGUUGAUGACGAAGCAGCUUUGCUGGAGGCAGUGCGUCGCAUCACAGAACUCGCCAAGAGAAAGGCCCUGAUCGAGACGUACAUCGAAGGGCCAGAACUAGAUGCCAACUUUGUUCUUGUGGAUGGAGAGAUUCUCUUCUUCGAGAUGAAUGACGACUUUCCAACCGCAGGGGACCAGGGAGACAUUGAUAGCGACUUUUGGGAGACUAUCAACGCUUUCCCGACUGUUCUCCCACCUGAUGAGUUUGCGCUCUUGCGCGACGACAUGCAUCGCCUGUUGCUUGCCAUGGGCCUCAAGACUGGAGUCUUUCACCUCGAGGCCAAGGUACAGAAUUCGUCUUGGGAGUACAGUGUCAAAGACGGUGUGUACGACUUGUACCCAAAAGAAGGCCCUGUGAAGAACGCACCGAAGCGAUGCUUCACCAUUGAGGUCAACCCUCGACCACCGGGAAUGGCCAACUGCUACGGAUCAGGUGCCACCUACGGUGUCAACUUUUAUGACAUCCAUGUUUUGAGGAUGCUGGGGGAUAUUGAGCGAAUCCGGGCGCUCUCAAAGCCGUUUGAGCCACACUCGACCAUUCCAUACAAUGCGAGGAUAUGGUCCGACCUCUUCUGGCUCAGAGCCGACAAGGGCGGUAUCUGUUCCACGGACACAGUCUGUAGUGAGACGCUCGAGAAGCUAUCACCGGAAGAUCGGGCGCUUGUUACGAGAUCUUGCUGCUUCUAUCGACGAGGGGAGCUGAUACCAGAGCCGGCAGAUGGCGUGGUGAGACUUGGAGGCUUCUUUUUUCUCUCGUCUCGUAAGAGCAGAGCAGACAUUUUGCGUGCGACCGCUGGUUUGGUAAAGUACAACUCGAUUCCCGUUACCACGAGUUAG
Fusarium keratoplasticum is the source of this 1968-nucleotide messenger RNA. RefSeq names its product ATP-grasp domain-containing protein. The record is from RefSeq and is a predicted model, not a curated record. Gene Ontology annotation, molecular function: ATP binding; metal ion binding. The transcript is spliced from 2 exons. NCBI's taxonomy places the organism in Eukaryota, Fungi, Ascomycota, Sordariomycetes, Hypocreales, Nectriaceae. Bases 1 to 1968 code for a protein of 655 amino acids.